This is a messenger RNA of Puccinia graminis f. sp. tritici CRL 75-36-700-3, 792 nucleotides long. RefSeq lists its product as uncharacterized. Gene Ontology annotation, cellular component: cytoplasm; eukaryotic translation initiation factor 3 complex. Gene Ontology annotation, molecular function: translation initiation factor activity; ribosome binding. Bases 1 to 792 code for a protein of 263 amino acids. NCBI's taxonomy places the organism in Eukaryota, Fungi, Basidiomycota, Pucciniomycetes, Pucciniales, Pucciniaceae. The transcript has 5 exons. Gene Ontology annotation, biological process: regulation of translational initiation. The record is from RefSeq and is a predicted model, not a curated record.
AUGGCCGCCAACCCAGCCAACAUCAACAACCAUCUGGUGACCCAUACAUGGUCGAGUCCACCGGAGAGACCCGAAGCGAUCCAGGUGUUGAUCUUGGGCGUCGAACGAUACGACCCGACUCAAGUCCAGGUGCUCGAAGACUACCUGACCCAACAAUGCAACCAAGCCUUCUACGACCCCUUGGCCAACUUUGCCACCUUGAAACUGUAUCAAUUCAACCCCGAUUUGGUCCCCUUGGCCGCUGAGAAUCCUAGCAAUCCUAUCGAGGCUAUCCAUGACUCGAUCACUAUUAAGAUCCUCCUCUUGAGUAUCGUCCAUCGACCAUUCGAUAGUGACUUCAACUUAUGCUUAAGUCUAUGUGGGGAUCGAAUGUCGAGUUUGCUGACGCCCCAGGCGACGUUGAACCUGAUCGAACUGCUUUCGAAGUUAUCGCGGACGCUUCAGACGCGACAGUUUAUCAAGUUCUGGGCGGAUCUUGGGUCGGCAGAGUACGAGCCCUUGGGGGCGGUAGUGGGGAGCAUUGGGCAGUUUGCGGAUCUGGUCCGCCGGUCGAUCGGCCGGAGCGUGGCCAGCUGCUUCCGGUCCAUUGACCGCACCAGGCUCGCCGCUUAUCUCAACCUCACCGACCCCGCCCUCCUCCAGAAAUGGAUCGAGACGCAGGCUUGGUCGCUCGACGCUGAUAAGGUCAUCAUCCCCAAUAACUCCGACAACUGUCCCGUCACCCUUGUCAUCAGAGAAAACACCACAAUCGAUGAUUUGCAACAAUUCAUCACCAAAUCCGUCGUCUGUUGA